Alexandromys fortis (reed vole) is the source of this 1315-nucleotide messenger RNA. RefSeq names its product insulin like 6 (gene Insl6). The transcript is spliced from 2 exons. The record is from RefSeq and is a predicted model, not a curated record. NCBI's taxonomy places the organism in Eukaryota, Metazoa, Chordata, Mammalia, Rodentia, Cricetidae. Bases 1 to 582 code for a protein of 193 amino acids. Gene Ontology annotation, molecular function: hormone activity. Gene Ontology annotation, cellular component: extracellular region.
AUGAAGCAGUUUUGCUGUUCAGGGCGUGUGUUGUGGCUUGGACUCGUACUGUCUGCUUUCUCCCAAGAUCAAGAGAGCAAACCUAGGAAGCUGUGCGGCAGGCACCUGCUGGUAGAAAUUACAAAACUGUGCGGCCAAAUUGACUGGAGCCAGUUCGAGAUGGACGACCAAACUCCUCUGACCCAUCUCGCUCACCACUCCUUACAGACUGAAGUCAAAACCUUCAGCCCUGACCAAAUCCCUUCUUCAGCCUGGGGAAGAUUCACAAACCUAGUCCCCAUAUCUGCCUCUCUGGAGAAAGCAAUAAACACUUGGGAACCCCAGGUCCCGCCUUACUAUCAGUUUGAAAACUCCAACUUGCUUCCUGAGAAGACAGAAGAGUUUUCAUCCCGCGAUGUCCACCCCAAUGUUGAGCGAGUGAAACUUCAGGAGAAAAGAAGAAACAAAAUCAAUGCCUUCAGCAGUUUAUUUUGGGGGCUCCAUCCCCAGAGGAAACGCAGAGGUUUCUCAGAUAAAUGCUGUCUUAAAGGGUGCACAAGAGAAGAGCUGGCCGUCGCAUGUCUCCCGUAUGUUGAUUUUUAAAACUUAACGAUAACACAAACAUCACUGGUGACUGAGCUGUACGAGCCAUCGUAGAAACCAUGCUAGCUUAAUAAAUACUUUCUGUGUCUGAUUUACCACUUACUAGUUCUUGAAGUUAUGCUUGUGGGUUAUGCCUUUGUGAACUAAACAGGAGAACACUCACGAGCAGUUGACAGUGUCUCGUGGUACCAGGCAUCUAGGUAUUUAUUUAGUGGCUCCGUUUUGUCAUAUGUAUUUUAAAGGUGAUGUUACUAUAAGUGCCACAGUCCACGUUGACAUUUAGAGAUUACCUAUUUGGGUUUUGUCAUUGUGGUUGAAAAUUCUUAAGCUGCAUUUAAAUGGAAUAUGGAACAUUAUCCAUUCUUCUGACAUGAUACACAUAUCCACGUCCAUAACUACUACGCUCAUUUCCAGAAGCCAGCUAGCGGCAGCAACGUAAAGCCGCUGACUUCCCCUCUCAGAGAAGCCAUUGUACUGCAGUAGGAGGAGGCACUUUUUUAGGGCCUGGAGUUUUAUUCAUGCCCCUUUUCCUGCUGAGCCAUCAUCCCAGCCCCGGGUGAAAUACUUUUAAUGAUAUAAACCUGGGGGUUCCAGCGAAGAAUUCUUACUCACUCAUCGAUGGGGAAGCGUCAGCCAAAGCUUUCUCUAGAUUUCUUCCCAAUUUUGCCGUGCAAUAUUCUGCUCAAUGGACGUUUCUAUUCCUUGCAUUAUAUCUUGGAACUAAACUUCUUCU